Messenger RNA from Suillus bovinus, 528 nucleotides. RefSeq names its product Translin. NCBI's taxonomy places the organism in Eukaryota, Fungi, Basidiomycota, Agaricomycetes, Boletales, Suillaceae. Gene Ontology annotation, cellular component: nucleus; cytoplasm. The record is from RefSeq and is a predicted model, not a curated record. Gene Ontology annotation, molecular function: sequence-specific DNA binding; RNA endonuclease activity; RNA binding. The annotation marks the transcript as partial. The transcript is spliced from 4 exons.
UUUGAUGAGUUCCGACAAGAGAUAGAUGAGCAUCAUGACCGGAGAGAACGACUUAUCAAGAUCAGCCGAGAUGCAACAAACCUUUCGAAGAAAGUCAUCUUCCUGCUCCACCGAGCAAUGACAGAAGAAUUUAAUGAUGAUUCUAAUCCCUCUCUACGAGUAGUCCGUCGUGGUCGUGAAAAGCUUCAGGAAGUGCAAGCGUUAUAUGCGCAAAUAAGGCUCGAGGUACAAGCCGAGCGGUUCUGGCACUACCAAAGAGCAGUAUCACCUGGCCUCCAAGAGUAUAUCGAAGCACUGGGUUUUGCUCACUACCUCGAGCAUGGCACUCUGGUGUCAUACGAGGAAGUUCAACUUUCCCUUUCUGACGAGAACGGCAUACCUUAUUUUACACUUCCAAAGGAAGAUUACUUGCUGGGCUUGUCUGAUGUCACUGGCGAACUCAUGCGGUUUGCAAUAUCUGGCAUAGCUCAGAAGGGCGGUCGCGUCAGAGCCAGGGAAGUGUGUGCAUUCGUCCGGCAAUGUAAAGCA